Molecule: messenger RNA, 2462 nt
Organism: Salvia miltiorrhiza (redroot sage)
Lineage: Eukaryota; Viridiplantae; Streptophyta; Magnoliopsida; Lamiales; Lamiaceae
Product: ADP,ATP carrier protein 1, mitochondrial-like
Exons: 4
Coding region: 1055-2221 (388 amino acids)
Biological process (GO): mitochondrial ATP transmembrane transport; mitochondrial ADP transmembrane transport
Cellular component (GO): mitochondrial inner membrane
Molecular function (GO): ATP:ADP antiporter activity
Source: RefSeq, a predicted model, not a curated record
AAAUUGCUAGGUCAAGGCGGAGCUCUCUCUCUCUCUCUCUCUCUCUCUCUCUCUGUCUGCUUGAGCAAAGGUACCACUCUCUUCGUUUCUCUAAAUUCAUGAUUGAUUUCUGAUUUUGGAAUUGCGCUCUACUAUGUACCGAUCUGCCUGUUAUUAGAAUUCUGUGUAAUGUGUUUGGUUUCUGCUGUUUUCUUUGUAAUUUGCUUUGAUUUGUUGCCUUUUCAUUUCAUAUAUCGUACUCAAAUUUUAGAUCUGAUGGACGGGGAUGCAAAUCGUGCUGUUUUUUUUUUUUUUUUUUUUUCAUGAUUCAGUUUGUUGUUCAUACCUUCUUUCUUUGUUCAUUUUUUCGGAGAUGAUUUUGUUAGUUUCAUUUAGCCUCUGAUGCAUAUCUUGUGAUGCUACUGAUAGUAAUUCAUUUGUUGUUGAUUAGACCAAAACAUGAUUUCAUGAAGUUGUCUUAUGUUUGAAUUUAUUCGAUUAAUUCCGAUUAUUCAGCAUUAGUUUUAUACUGCUGCGAAAACUAAAUGAUGAUAGUACUUCAUCAUUUUCCUAAAUGGAUGUCAGUUUGACAGGUUUUCUUUUUACCGAAAGACCACUUCCAUGCGUUAAUUAUGAGAGAUUUCUUGUUUUGCAUCUAUCUAUUGAUUCUUGUGAUAUCUUACAUAUUCCAGAUCUUACCUUUUGCGUUGACAAUAUGAAAUCAUUAUGACAAAUUUUUUGCUUUUGUUUUGGAUGAUUCUCAUUUAUCACAGAAUGUAGUCUUUCUUUUGUUUUUGUAUAUUCUUAGCUGUUUGCAUAAUUGUGGCAUUUUCAAUUCAUUAUUUGAAAAUCUUUAAUGGUAAUCCAUCACAUUUGUUUGCAUGACUAUGAGGUAUUAUAAACCAUACUCUUUUUUUCUGGACAAUCUUUGAGUUUGUUUGUUUUACAUAAUAAUGAUCUUUGGAAGCUGAUCUCUCUGUGUGCACAUGGUAAAAUAUCUUUGCUGUGGAUAUUUCUUUUUGCUUCACUUAAGAUGGAAUUGAAAUCUGACUGAAGUCUUAGAUCUUAGGAAGCAAUGUCUAUGGAUCGGCCACACUACCCCACCACCGCUCAGAAAGUGGCUGGGCAGCUUUUCAGAUCAACCCCCACUCAGCAUUUUGGAGCCUUUGAAGGUGGUCAGUCUCGACCAUCUUUAUAUCAAUCACAAUUCAAAUAUGGGAACUACACUAACGCUGCAUUGACAUAUCCAUGUCAAAUGACAUGUGACCUUUCUGUGGUCAAGUCUACCGUCUCCCCAAUUUUUGCGCAAGCCCCUGCAGAGAAAGGAUUUGCGGGCUUUGCCAUUGAUUUUCUCAUGGGUGGAGUCUCUGCCGCGGUUUCUAAAACAGCUGCUGCUCCUAUUGAGCGUGUGAAACUUUUGAUACAAAACCAGGAUGAAAUGCUCAAGACGGGUAGAUUAUCUAAACCAUACGGAGGCAUCGGUGAAUGUUUCUCAAGAACAAUCAAAGAAGAAGGGUUUGGUUCUUUAUGGAGAGGGAACACUGCUAAUGUGAUCCGCUACUUCCCAACUCAGGCCUUGAAUUUUGCAUUCAAGGAUUACUUCAAGAGGCUUUUCAACUUUAAGAAAGAUAAAGAUGGGUACUGGAAAUGGUUUGCUGGGAACUUGGCAUCAGGUGGUGCAGCUGGUGCUUCUUCUCUCCUCUUUGUUUACUCUCUGGACUAUGCUCGUACUAGAUUGGCAAAUGAUGCCAAGGCUGCAAAGAAGGGAGGAGAGAGGCAGUUUAACGGAUUGAUUGAUGUCUACAAGAAGACUUUGGCAUCUGAUGGCAUUGCUGGACUGUACCGUGGAUUCAACAUAUCGUGUGUAGGGAUCAUUGUUUACCGUGGUCUCUACUUUGGAAUGUACGAUUCUCUGAAGCCAGUUCUUCUCACUGGCACGCUGCAGGAUAGUUUCUUUGCUAGCUUCGCCCUGGGUUGGCUGAUCACAAACGGUGCUGGUCUUGCAUCCUAUCCAAUUGAUACUGUUCGCAGACGUAUGAUGAUGACAUCUGGUGAAGCAGUAAAAUACAAAAGCUCGUUGGAUGCGUUCUCUCAGAUCUUGAAGAAUGAGGGUGCCAAAUCUCUAUUCAAGGGUGCUGGAGCCAACAUUCUGAGGGCCAUUGCUGGUGCUGGUGUGCUUGCUGGCUAUGAUAAACUGCAGUUACUUGUCCUCGGAAAGAAAUAUGGAUCCGGUGGUUCUUAAACAUGCCAUGAUGAUGAUGAUGACGACGAGGGCUUGGGUUUCUCACCGGUAACAAAUGGUUUUAAACAGUUUUGAAUAAUUUGCUGAGGGGGUGUGUGUAUCCCCAAAACCAUUAUUGCUUUUUGAUUCAACAUUGGAUGUUAGUAAACUUUGCAUAUGGUGGUAGGCUGACCUUACUGCAGCUGAUUGCCUGAUUUCGGAUAGGUGAGUUUGAGGCGUGUAGUUUUCUUACACGGGACAA